CGAAUUGAAGUCUCUAUUCCGAAAUUUGCUUCGUUAUUGUUUGAUUAAAGUAAAGUUAAGUCAAGCUCGUUUUAAAGUAUCAAAUAAUCAUGUCAACUGUUCUUGCACCAGAAAUUCCUCUUCCAGGAUUUUCUUUCGAUCUCUGCGAACGAAACAAGUUUUUACUGAAGAAAGGAUUUAAGGCUCCGACUGCUGUCAAGACAGGUACCACUAUUGCAGGAGUAGUUUUUAAGGAUGGCGUGGUUCUUGGAGGUGAUACACGUGCCACCGAAGAUUCUAUUGUAGCAGAUAAAAAUUCAAGAAAAAUUCACUUUCUUGCUCAGAACAUGUACUGUUGCGGAGCAGGAACAGCGGCUGAUAAUGAGAUGACUUGUCAAAUAGUUGCUAGUCAAUUAGAAUUACAUCGUCUAAACACAGGCCGUAUUGUACCUGUUUGUACUGCUAAUUCAAUGUUCAAGCAUUUUUUAUUUCGUCACCAAGGCCAUAUUGGUGUAGCUUUGGUGUUAGGUGGUGUUGAUUUAGACGGUCCACAUUUAUACGCUAUUUUUCCUCAUGGAUCUACUGAAAAAUAUAUGUUCACCAGUAUGGGUUCAGGAUCAUUAGCUGCGAUGGGAGUACUUGAAAGUAGAUGGAAGCCUGAUUUGACAGAGGAUGAAGCGAAGCAGUUGGUAGCGGAUGCUAUUCGUGCGGGUGUUUUUAAUGAUUUAGCAUCUGGAUCAAAUGUAGAUUUGUGUGUUAUACGUAAAGGAUCUGUCGAUUAUUUGCGACCUUACGAUGUUGCCAAUGUAAAAGGAGAACGCCAAGCGUCUUAUAGAUAUAAAAAGGGAACUACUGCGGUUCUUGAUAAAACCAUACGUCCUAUAAUCGUAGAAGAAAAGGUAGUUCGUGUGGUGGAAGCUGAACCGAUGGAUACUUCUUCUUGAAGAUAGAGCCUGUUCUUAAUUUAAUAUUAAGUUGAUAAAAUUUGUGAAUUUUCAUUAAUAAAAUCUUACACAUAUAAUAUAUGUAUAGAGAGGUGAGGAAUUUUGUAGGCUUCUUAAUUUUAUUUUAAGAAAACAUUUUUGAAAAUACAUAUUUAAAAUCUAAAUAGUAAAUUAAAAUCAACAGAUUUAUUUUUAAAUAAAUUUGUAAUAAAAUAUGCACGCGGGAAAUUCAAAUUUUCGCAGUUAGAAGAGUCCUGCUGAUUGUUUCAACCUUUGCCUCUUCCAAGCUGGAAGUUUCUCAAAUUCGGCAGGUUCCAUUUUAAAUAUUGAAAUAAAAUUAUCAAAGGUAA
Polistes canadensis is the source of this 1273-nucleotide messenger RNA. RefSeq names its product proteasome subunit beta type-7 (gene Prosbeta2). The transcript is spliced from 4 exons. Bases 90 to 923 code for a protein of 277 amino acids. The record is from RefSeq and is a predicted model, not a curated record. Gene Ontology annotation, molecular function: threonine-type endopeptidase activity. NCBI's taxonomy places the organism in Eukaryota, Metazoa, Arthropoda, Insecta, Hymenoptera, Vespidae. Gene Ontology annotation, cellular component: proteasome core complex.